GCCUGGGAACCUCCAUAUGCCGCGGGAGCGGCCCAAGAAAUAGCAAAAUAAAUAAAUAAACAAAAUAAAAUAAAAGUCUUGUACAUAUUCUGAUUAGUAGAACCUUAUCAGAUAUGUUUGCAAAUAUUUGUUCCCAUUCUGUAGGUUUGAAUUUCUUGAAGUGUCCUUUGAAGCACUGCUGAGCUACUUUUAACAAAUAUUAAAACAUCUUAAACUAAAUUAGGAAUAUGUAAUUGAUGUCUGAAUUAUACUUUUAUAUUGAAUAAGCAUUAUCAUUUUAUGAGCAAACCAUAGUAUGCAGACCACAUUUGGGGGCUUCCAAACUAAGAGUCGUGGGUUCAUUAUGGGAUCCAUCAUAAUGAUACUUAUCACUUUUAUAGCAUUUAGGUGCCAGGUACUGUUUGGGCACUUUGCACGAAUUAACAUCUAAUUCUCACCACAAUCCUAUGAGGGAGAGACUUAUUACAUUACUCGUUGUACAGGUAAGAAAACAGAGGCAGAAGAGGGUUAAGUAAUUUGCCUAAAGCUAAAGAGUGAGUAAAUAAGACAAAGAUAAGCUCCAGAUUCCCCCGCUCUUAACACCUGCCACUGAAAGGCGGAAUUAAAAUAUUUCAAAUAAUGCCUAACCCCUAGCUUUGGGGAAAUAAUGGUAUUGUCAUGGCGUCUAUACCCUGGAGAGUUUCCUUCUGUCUAGCUUCAGGACCUUCUCUCCUCUCCACCGGUCCAAAGCUUAAUGUUUAGAAGUAACGUCAAAAUUGCCUACAUCCCCGAAGUGGUUCUAAAUUUCUGGCGGCCAUUGAACGUGGAAGAGCAGCGGGUUCCGCAAGGCAAGGCUCACAGCUGAGCCGUGGGCGGGGCCAGUGGAGGAGGUGGGACCUGAGCUCCAGCGGACUUGCCUAAGGUGUGCAGUGCCGGCUGCUCAGCGCAUGGAGCCAUGAGCUGGAUCUGCCCCCGUUGUCUGCAGCCCGUUUUCUUUGGUGAGGCUGGGACGGAGGAAGGGGAGGAGAAGACGGGGCGAGUGGGAGCCGUUGGGUUCCAUAAGUACCCAAGGAGGUGGCGAAAUUGUGGUUCCAGACCUCUGGGGCGCAGGGCACUCUGGCGGGAUGGAGCUGGCCUCCCAGAGACACUCCCCAUUGUCUCUAGGAAUCCGGGCGGGUGGGACCCAGGGAAAAAAGGAGUGCACCUUCUGCCUGGCCUGGCUCCCCGCUGCCUGGUUCAACCUUGUCCCCCCACAGCAGAGAAGGUGAGCUCCCUGGGCAAGAACUGGCACCGCUUCUGCCUGAAAUGUGAGCACUGCCACAACGUCCUGUCCCCAGGAGGGCAUGCAGAGCACAACGGAAGGCCGUAUUGCCACAAGCCAUGCUAUGGGGUUCUUUUUGGACCCAGGGGUAAGUACCAGCCUGGAAGGGGCCAGGGGACAACAAAACCCUCCUUGUGCCUGGGAGCUGGAGGCUCAAGCCUGACCUCCCCUCUUCUUUCUGCAGGGGUGAACAUUGGUGGUGUGGGCUCCUACCUCUACAGAUCCCCAGCUCCCAUCCCUGCCAGCAUCACCCCCCUCAGCCCCAGCAGCUUCAGCUCCCCCAGGCCCAGACCUGGCCUCCCCCAGGGCAAGAAAAGCCCUCCCUACAUGAAGACGUUCACUGGGGAGACCUCUCUGUGCCCUGGUUGUGAGGAACCCGUCUAUUUUGCUGAGAAGGUGAUGUCUUUGGGCAGAAAUUGGCACCGACCCUGUCUGAGGUGCCAGCGGUGCCGGAAGACCCUGACUGCUGGGAGUCAUGCCGAGCAUGACGGCGUCCCCUACUGCCACAUCCCCUGCUAUGGCUACCUGUUUGGCCCCAAAGGUGGGCAGCCCCACCCCAGACACUGGGCCUAAAACAUGGCAUGUGUGAACAUUGGUGAUGUGGGCUGCUACAUCUAUGACCCCGUGGAGAUAAAAUCCAAAUGAGAUGCUCACAGGAGAGUUCACCCUAAUCCAGACCUCCCGUCAUCCCUUCCAUGGUCCAGUGGGAGCUACAGAAAUCUCCAGUCCUAUGAGAGUGGGAGAAAGUGGGAUUCUGGUGGCCUGAUCCUAGGCUCCAUCGUAGACCAGAGUCUAGACUUUCUCUGCCAAUUCCUCCCUUUCCCAUUCCUAUCUGGUCAGGGGACAGGCCACCCCAUUUGAAGGGUCGGCCUCUUGGCCUUCCCAAUCCCUUGACUCAGAAAAUUCUGUAACUUCAAGGUACUCAUAAAACUUGUGUUUAUUUGGGCUUCUCCAAUAAAAUGGUGGCUCCCAUGCCUUCAACUCUUCUUUAGGCAUGAGGCCUAGACAGUGGGUUGGAGGAUGGGGAGUGUAGGGGCGGGGGGCUGCAUUGCGCUGCAGAGUGCCUGGGAGGUAGCAGAACCAGCUAUUGGAACAAAGAGCCGUGUUAUCCUGGUCCCCUGGCUCUGGCAUUGUGCAGCCCCCAGCACCACACAGUGGACAGCAUGCCCACCAGCCCUGUGGG
This is a messenger RNA of Sus scrofa (pig), 2483 nucleotides long. It is a transcript of the gene CRIP3, whose product is annotated as cysteine rich protein 3. The record is from RefSeq and is a predicted model, not a curated record. NCBI's taxonomy places the organism in Eukaryota, Metazoa, Chordata, Mammalia, Artiodactyla, Suidae.